AGGAAAAAGCGCCAACUUGCUGUGCUCUGUCUGAAUUAGUACAAGUGUGAGUGCCUCAGCGUCAACGGACUCUGUCAAAUACACUCCGCUUGCACUCGGAAUGGGCUAUUUGGUGAGCAGCGCUGUUGCGUCCAAAUAAAAAGGGAAAAAGACUCACCCUCAAGGUUUGAAACAAGUGAACCGAGGAGGAUGCCAGGUCUGCAGGGUGAGCACGCCGUGGUGGCGCUGGGUUGCCCAGCGAAGAAGAGCAAACUAUCUCUGAAGUUUUUCCACAAGAAAGAAACCAAACGAGCUUUGGAUUUUUCUGAAUCUCAGACCGAGGAAUCCCGAACCAGUGACAUAUCGAAGUCCACGGCCAGCACCUUUGAUGAGGCGGACCCCGGCCCCUCCCAGUGUCCAGCUUCACCUGGUCAGCUUCUACCAUGUGAGAAGAGAGAGAACCUGGUGCCCUUUGUGGGCCUCAGCAACCUGGGCAACACCUGCUAUCUGAACAGCAUCCUGCAGGUUCUGUAUUACUGCCCGGGGUUCAUAGAAGGAGUUAAGAUGAUGUACAACUUGUCAAGAAAAAAAGACAAGUCAACUGUUGAACCUGAAGAGACAUGUGAUGCUUCUGAGGCUCUGCCCCCCCACAUCGAGCUCCUCGGGAGCUUCAGCAGUCUCAUCACCUCAGUGGAGCAGCUGCAGUCCAGCUUCCUGCUCAACCCUAACAGUCUCAGCAAAGCAGAACUAGCUGCAACACCUCGGAAAAUCCUACACACACUCCGGCGGCUGAACCCCAUGUACGAAGGCUUUCUCCAGCAUGAUGCACAAGAAGUUCUGCAGUGCAUCUUGGGAUAUGUCCAGGAGGCCUGUGACACCAUCAGAAAGGAGCAGGAACUGGAGGUCGACAAAGCGACGGCAAUUAAGACGGAGAACAUCAAUGACUGCAAGUCAAGUGGCUCUUUGAGCGAACUCAAACCUCCGUUAGAAGAGGACCUACAACUUGGCAAGAGAAAGAGCGACACUGAGGAGGGAAAUGCCAAGAAGAAGAAGAAAUCUGUCAAAUCCAAGGAAACUGAUCACGACAAGGAAAUCCUUAUUGGAAAGGCACCUGUCACCCGCUCUAAAAGGAAGUCCUCCAAGGACCUUAUGUCAGACAGCGUACAGAUGACUGAAGCAAAGGAAAAGGGGAAGAAGUCGUCUAACACUGACACAGGGAGUGGUGAGAAGAACAAAGGUGAAAAAGUAUCUGAGAAGUUUGGUGGAAAAUUAAAAAGGAAAGCAGCACUCGGCCGGAUUAAGCUGCCCAGUAACCAGCAGAGCAUUUUCUCUAAGUUUUGUAGCGUAGGGAAGAUCAGGUCCUCAUUUGGGAAGAGCCAAAGCGAAUUGGAGCAGGAUGAAGGACAAACGGACAAACAAAGAAAAGAGACGGCUCGAGAGCCAUCACUUCACAACACCGAUGAAGACAAGAAAAUCACAAAACCUCACGGCGAUCUGGACCUCAUGCAGCGCCUCUUCCAGGGCCGGCUGGUUCUCAGGACUCGGUGUCUGGAGUGUGAGAGCUUCACAGAGCGGAAGGAGAACUUCCAGGACAUCAGUGUCCCGGUGCUCGAUGAGCAGCCCAGCGAACCAGAAAACCUCCCUCAGGUCUCUCCGGAUCCUAAGCCUGAGCUGAAGACUCUGAAAUGGGCCAUUGGUCAAUUUGCUUCCGUGGAGCGCAUCGUUGGAGAGGAUAAAUACUUCUGUGAGACUUGCCAUCAUUACGCCGAAGCUGAAAGAAGUCUGCUGUUUGACAAAACCCCUGAAGUCAUCACCAUUCACCUGAAGCGCUUUUCUGCCAGCAGCCUGGAAUCGGACCCGUACGCUGGCCUCUCCAAAGUGAACACUCCCUUACAGACUCCUCUGACCUUAUCUCUGGAGGAGUGGUGCACAAACUCUAUGUCCUCUGAAAAUCAGCGGUACCAGCUGUUCGCCGUGGUCAUGCACAGCGGCGUCACCAUCAGCAGCGGCCACUACACCGCCUUCAUCCGCAUGUCGGACCUGAAAGAGGCGAAGCUUUCCACGCAGGUCAGGAGAGACGCCAAGCAGGACGAUGCCGGCAGCGUUACGGAGGAAGCCCAAGUGAAAGAUGAAGCGCCAGGCUACGACGACGGAGAGGUGUCUUUCAAGCUGAACGCCGGGCAGCAGAGGUGUGGAGGUUUGGUCGGCAGAAAAUCGGGAAGCAAGAAGCUGUCUGAGGGUAACGUUGGACUGCUGGGAGGCCAGAGGAGUGUGUCCAGUUGUGAGCUGGGGAACGGCAAACACCCCGAGAAAACAGACCCCAGGGAAAACGACGAGAAAACGACGCACAGGUCCAAGCGGAGAAAAACUGUCGGCACCUCCGGUCAGAACGCGGAGAUGGCCGUGAAAAAGGAGUCGGGCCAGGAGUCGGAGGCCACCUGUGGCGGGGAGCGUCAGGCGUUAAGCACUCUGCAGGAGUUUGAGGGGAAAUGGCUGCUGUUCGAUGACUCGGAGGUGUGCGUGUUCGAGGAGGAGGAUUUUCUUCGAGCCUGUUCCCCAGACACAUGCUCCUCAUCGACGCCAUACCUUCUGUUCUACCGGAGGAAGCCUGAAUCCCAACAAUGAAAAACCUUUCAACAGAUGUGCGUUACUACAGCUACCUGUGCCAAAAUACUGUGGUUGAUCCCUUAAUUUGAUUUGAAAAAAUGAAUUAAGAGAAAUUAUCUCAUGUAUGUGGAGGCUGAUUUUUUUUUUUUUUUGUCUGCCUUCAGAAGAAACCGUUUCUGUGUUGUUCCAUUUCUUUAAGUCACUCUAAAUGUGUCGAUGCCACUUUCCUUUCUCUCUGGGGAUUUUUCACUGAUUUUGUUUUCAGCCCACCCCACACAUGCACACUUUUUUUCUUUUCCUCAAUGCCCAUUAGUACUUGUAUUGUUUAUAGUCUCACAGAAUGUCUGCAAAUAAAAAGAAAAAAAAAAAGGAAGCACAUGAAAUCAACUGAAAUGUUUCCAGACCCUACGGUCAGUGUCAUCUUUUCUGGUAAAACACAAAAUGUGAAGCAGAUGCCUAAAUAUAGCUUCAGCACAAUGUUUGUUUUCACGUCCGUUCACUUUUGUACAUUUUGAAGUAUACUUGUACUUCUGAUCAUGGGAAACUUCCUGUUGCACUGCCCUGUGCGUGUGGUUUAAUGAUUUGAGAAACUCGGGAGGUGUAGCCUGCUGCAAGCCGUCUGCACUCCAUUGUCAAACACCUAUUUAAAUUAAACCUAUUGACAACAUUGUUGCAUGCAAAUGGACACAAAUCUCCAAAGUAUAAAUAUAGAAUCACGACUUGUAGCGAGCAUACUGAAGACCACCUUUCAGAAAUACCAGCUUGUCCACAGUCCAACCUCUGGACAUACGUGCACUGAAUUUUUGCAUUUGAAGUCUGAUGCACUUUUUACUAAAAUAUCUGACCUUUGUCCCACUUUGGGUCAUCAACCUUUUUGAAUCAAAUGAUUUUUCACUUUUGUUGCACUUUCCUGCUGCUUGAACUGCCGCUGCGGCGCUCUACGUUGUCGAACAUGUUCACGCACCGGUGGAGGCAGCUGCCAUGCGAUGCACUCGGUCCAUCCAUUAGGUGCAAUUUGGGGUCCAGGACACUUAAACAUGCGGAUUGUUAGGGAAUGGAACCUGCAACGUCCCGAUGGAGAGAUGGCCCGCUCUGCCAACCGACCCACAGCCGCCCACAAUAGUCAGUUUAAAACAAUUCAGUUCGAUUGGCAUUUAUUAGUUUCACAUCCUGACGGCUCUUUGUCUAAUGCACUCAUAUCGGUGAACCAACUCUAAGUGUUCUUGUGUUUCAUUUUUAUGUGGCUCAUUUGGUAAAAAUAAGGCUUCAGGAUUGAAAAGUUAAUGUUUAAUCUUUUUUUUUUCAGUUGUAUUCAUGAUGCUUUACCUGCCAUACUCGCCCAUCUCUCUACGAAUAAGAAACCAUAUUCAAAGAUUUGUGAGAUGACCUUUGCUUUCCAGGCGUUGUCAAGUUUUGAUUUCUCUCUCUGUCACGCAGCUCAUGUCAACUGUUUCUUACCUUCAAGUUGGGAAUUUCACACUAUGAGCAAUAAAGUUUUGCCUUCGUUUUCUUCGU
Salarias fasciatus (jewelled blenny) is the source of this 4101-nucleotide messenger RNA. RefSeq names its product ubiquitin specific peptidase 1 (gene usp1). Gene Ontology annotation, molecular function: cysteine-type deubiquitinase activity; cysteine-type endopeptidase activity. The record is from RefSeq and is a predicted model, not a curated record. Bases 190 to 2604 code for a protein of 804 amino acids. NCBI's taxonomy places the organism in Eukaryota, Metazoa, Chordata, Actinopteri, Blenniiformes, Blenniidae. Gene Ontology annotation, biological process: protein deubiquitination; regulation of DNA repair. The transcript has 9 exons. Gene Ontology annotation, cellular component: nucleus; cytosol.